Molecule: messenger RNA, 1047 nt
Organism: Aspergillus luchuensis
Lineage: Eukaryota; Fungi; Ascomycota; Eurotiomycetes; Eurotiales; Aspergillaceae
Product: DUF3716 domain-containing protein
Exons: 3
Coding region: 1-1047 (348 amino acids)
Source: RefSeq, a predicted model, not a curated record
AUGCCGGCCAUCGACAACGCUGAGGUGGAGAGACGUAUUGCUGACGCCCUGCAAGAGGCCAAAAACGUUUAUCGGCGUCUGCCUGAAGCCCAGAACGAUGCCGCAAGGCUGGAGGCCAUCAGCAAGCUGAAGAUAACCAAGUUCGACAAGCAAGUUGCUACCGUGCUUGACGUUGUUAGACCCCUUGAGUGGAAACUUGAGAAUGGCCAACCCGUCGAAAGACCUAUCAAAGACAGAGAGGCUGUCACCGCGGCUUUGCUGUACCGUCGAGGAGAGGAGGUUGAGCGAUGUGACAGAUGCCAGACCCUCGGCCCUUUCGCUAAAUGCAUAAUUUCGCCUAGCCUUGGUGGCCGAGCCCUGCACAGGGCGGCCUGUGCAAAUUGCAUAUUUUACCACCAAGGGACGUACUGCCCCCACAGAUUGAAGUUCGAGAAGUCCAAGGGUGAGAUGUGGGCCGAGAGUGACACACAGCUUGUUCUUCCGAAUGGUGGCUUGAGACAGACCCUGGCGCUGACUGGUGAAACCGGAUUCGGAUUUUUGCGCGUAAAUGAUGAAGAUUCAACCUCAAAAGCCCAGGAAUCGGGCGAAUCAAGUGCUCCCAAUAACUCAUCUCCAGCACAUCAAUCGGAAGAAUUUGCGCCCUCUGGUAUCACUCCGUCGUCUGAAGAGCAGGACAACCUGCCAACGAGCCCCAACAACAGCAACGACAACGAAGAUGAGGCCAGAGUUGACCCCUCAGCCAUGGCUGAGGGGUCAACUCUGGCAGACGACAUGGUCACCAUGCCACAAUCGUCCGCCACGCAAGUUGACCAGUACCUGUGGCCAUACCCCCCCGCCGACACGUUGGCAGGGGGGCUAAGCUAUCAGUUCUUCUUCUCGCAAGAUAUGCCCGAAGAUGACAGCUACAUCUUGCCACAGUUGUCCGCCACGCAGGCCGAAGAGGAGCUCUGCCCAUACCCUCCCGCCGGCGAUUGCUUUCUGGCUCAGGUACCCGAGCAUGCUGAGUACAGCAUCGAACACGAGCCCCAGGAGAACAAGCAGGAAUAA